Molecule: messenger RNA, 1287 nt
Organism: Exaiptasia diaphana
Lineage: Eukaryota; Metazoa; Cnidaria; Anthozoa; Actiniaria; Aiptasiidae
Product: glycine betaine transporter 1
Exons: 3
Coding region: 139-1287 (382 amino acids)
Biological process (GO): nitrogen compound transport
Cellular component (GO): plasma membrane
Molecular function (GO): transmembrane transporter activity
Source: RefSeq, a predicted model, not a curated record
ACGGAUAUGAUUUCAUGCGAGACACUUCAAUGCAUCCAGAACCACAUUUGGUCCAAUCACGACAUCGAUCGAAAGAAAAAUCAAAGCGUAAAAAAAGGUAGACUACAUUGAGGAGUCUUCCUCUCAUACCAUACAGACAUGGAAACCGAUCGGGAAAAUAACCCUAGGGAUAAAUGCUGUAAUUUGAAAUUCAAAAUCUUUGGUCGUCUGAGGMUUGAAAUCAACCCAGUCGUAACUUUCUACUCAGCUUUCAUAAUCUGGGGUUUCGUGGUCUACUGUUCACUAUAUACGCAUCAAGCCAUYGCUGAAAUUCCAAAAUGGAAAGAUUGGAUCACUCUAACUUGGACCUGGUUGUACAUUGGUACCCAAGAUGUGUGGGCAGUCUUUAUCUUGUAUCUACUCUUCUCCAAGUAUAGCAAGAUCAAGCUUGGAAAACCCGACGAGAAACCAGAGUUUUCUGAUGCCACAUACUUUACGAUGUUGUUUGCUGCAGGGAUCGGUGUUGRUUUGUUCUAUUWUGGCGUCGCUGAACCCAUAYRUCAUUACGAACCAAGUCACUCGACACCGUUUGCCAAUCGUUAUCAAGGAAGGUAUUCUGACAAUCAAAGAGCUCAAGAUGCUAUCAACAUCACGAUAUUCCACUGGGGUAUACAUCGAUGGGUCGUCUACACUUUGAUCGGCCUCACUCUAGGAUUCCUGUCUCACAACAAAGGUAUGCCAAUGACCAUGAGAUCCUGCUUUUAUCCUCUUAUUGGCGACAAGAUCUACGGCAGAUUUGGUGACGUCAUUGACAUCCUGUCCGUUGUGUGCACGAUGUUUGGAGUUUGUACAAGUCUUGGCCUUGGUGCCAUCCAGCUCAACAGGGAAAUUCAUCGUAUGAAUAACAGCAUCCCAGAAAGUAGGGAAAGUCAGGUGGUUAUCAUCUGGUGCAUCACAGCUUUGGCCACUGCGUCUGUUAUCAGCGGCAUCAAACUGGGAAUCCGNGUAAUGCAGCAGGAAAGGUAUACGGAUCCAACCGUUACGUCGCCAUGGUCUUACGGUACUGGAGUACGUGCGGAAAUCCGAGAAAAAUUCCACAUCGUCGGCAACCUUGGCGAAGACAUGUUUGCCAUGAUGCUGACCUACCCAUUGGCAGCCUUGCAGAUGGAAGAACAGAUGUUAAGAUCACAUGAUUUCUCUGGAAAUAGAGUGAUUGCUAUGGAGAUGAAUGAGAUGGAGAAUAAUGAUGAGGCAAAUAAUGGCAUCCAUGACAACAAGCCUACCAUGUCAGAAAUAUGUUAUUUGUAG